AUGGGGUCGGGUCUCCUCCCACCCGUGCACCAGCCCCGGGUAUCGCAUCCAAUCAUUUUCACCCACCAUCUCCCUCCAACACAACCCAUCUUCUCCAAAAUGUCCGCCGUUAACGUAGUUAGAUACUCCCUUCUUGGCGCCGGUGUCGUCUACGGCUUUGUCCACAGAAACAGCUUGGAAUCCGCCCAAAAGGAGCACGACAGAUUGGCCUUGUGGAAGAAAGAAGAGAAACUCAUCAGCGAGGCCAAGGCCGAGUUCGCCAAGAGAACUGGUGCUGCUGCUGCUUCUGCUUAA
Molecule: messenger RNA, 294 nt
Organism: Australozyma saopauloensis
Lineage: Eukaryota; Fungi; Ascomycota; Pichiomycetes; Serinales; Metschnikowiaceae
Product: F1F0 ATP synthase subunit e
Exons: 1
Coding region: 1-294 (97 amino acids)
Biological process (GO): proton motive force-driven ATP synthesis
Molecular function (GO): proton transmembrane transporter activity
Source: RefSeq, a predicted model, not a curated record